CACCGACCAGCGACAGCCACGCACGCUCUUGCUGUGACAGCUCAGGCUACGCACCGGUGCGAGAGCCUUCGGUGGACUGUUUCAAUCACAUGGACCUUCUCCUGGACGUCUUAGGUCCCGUCGUCUUGCAGAGACGGCCAGUGGCUGCCGAUGGGCGGGCUGCCACGGCAGACGGGUACAUCCCCCGAGGUGGCGGCGGCCACAGCACUACUACCCGCAGCGCACACGGACGCGAGAGCGACCACAGCAGCGAGAGCUUAGGGCCGGUGCUGUUAGAGGCCACCCUCCGCGUGGCGCUCUUUGCCGGCUGUGUGUAUACCAGCGUCAGGUUUACGCAGUUCCUGGGGAAGCUCAAGGAGCGGGAGGAUCAGGCAGCAACGAGGAUUUUUCUCAAGGCUAAGCUGCCCUCGCGGGUUGACAUCGAGAUGGACAGGCUUCAUUUCAACUCGCACGAGAUGGCCGUCGCUCAGGACAUCGUCGCGUCGAGUGACCUCGAAACGACAUUUGAUAUGAUCGGGGGGCUUGGAGACCUGAGAGACGAGAUCAUGGAUAUUGUGACCCUGGCGUGCUCGAGAGAAGCACAGCUGCAGGGGGUAGGCGCGCCGCGAGGCAUUCUCUUGAGCGGAGUGCCGGGAACCGGGAAAACGAUGCUUGCCCGGGCCAUCGCCAAGGAGUCGGGUGCGACGUUCAUCAAUGUGCGCAUGGGGGCGGUGCAGCAGAAGUGGGUCGGGGAGGGCGAGAAGAUGGUCUCAGCUAUUUUCAGCUUGGCCAACAAGCUUGCUCCGUCUAUUAUCUUCAUCGACGAAAUCGACUGCUUCAUGAGGACCCGCAACGUCUUGGAGCAGGACCAUGUUGUACGGGUGAAGACGGAGUUCAUGACGCUGUGGGAUGGCCUCCUGACAGAACGAUCCCGUCCGGUAAUGGUCCUGGGCACCACGAACCGACCGCUCGAGAUCGACCCCGCCAUUCUACGGAGGCUUCCCAGGCAGUUCGUCGUCGGCCUGCCCGAGACCGCGGACCAGCGGGAGCAGAUCCUCCAGCUUAUCGCCAGGAGGUACAGGCUCUCGGACGGUGUGGACUUGGGCUGGGUUGCGGCGCAAACCGAGGGAUUCUCCGGGAGCGAUCUGGACGCGUUGUUCCAGGCGGCCCAAACGGUACCCGCUCGGGAGUUUGCCCGCGCUCUUCGGGAGAACGCGCGAGAGGAGCGCACGCAGGCGCAGGCCCGCGCUGACGCGGCGGCGGCGGCGGCGGCAGCAGCGGCGGAGGCAGAAGAGGCUACCGCGCGACGCGAGCACAGCAGUCGAACAACGCCCGCCGCGAAUCUUGACGCGGCCGCCGUGCUCCGAGAGACGGUGGUGGAUCUAGGCAGAAGGACCAUGGGGGCGGCGAGGAAUGUGGGGAGGAUGGCGGCGGCGGCGGCCGAGGGCCACCCGCAAGGGGACGCCAUCUUGAGGGCCAUCCUGGGGCCGGCACGGCCAUCGGCGGAGGAGGGGGGGGGCACGAGACCGGCGCUGCAGAUGCGGGGGAUCUCGCAGGAUGACUUCCGCGCGGCGCUGGACAACGCGAAGCAGCAGCAGCCUUUGUAG
Ectocarpus siliculosus is the source of this 1586-nucleotide messenger RNA. NCBI's taxonomy places the organism in Eukaryota, Phaeophyceae, Ectocarpales, Ectocarpaceae. The record is from the annotation of a GenBank genome assembly.